GCACCACAGAAGAAGGGCACUUUACCCUCCUACAACAGGGAAACAGUUAACAUGACCAUGGAUAUGUUCUUGUGUUUAUUUGGACUGGCUUGGAUACAGCCGUUUACUGUGUCCCUGCACACCGAACAUAUCAGAGUAAAAACUAACCACGUGUUGCAUGUGAUAGAUGACAUGUUUGUCGGGGUUAACAUUGACAGCGGACGGCUGAGGUACAAUCUGAAGUUUCACAAUGUAAGCUCUCCCAAACUGCAGGCCCUUGGAAAGGCUUUAGCACCCGGGUAUCUGAGAGUCGGGGGCACAUCAGGGGACUACAUGGUGUUCGACCCGACUCACGACAUUGCUACUGGACAGCAGUUCCAGCUCCGAGCAACGACCUGGGAUGAUCUCAACAUGUUUGUUCAAAGAUUGGACUCAAACUGCUUCCUGACCGAUGGCGGAGCCAGUGCCAUAGACGUCCUGACCGUCCAUCAUUACUACUUUAAUGGAAACACAGCGAAACUCGAAGACUUUUCAUACCACUCUAUAAUGGACCGUCUUAUAUCCGAAGUUCAAACAGUGGUGGGUAUGGUGCGAAGCUAUCAUGGCCUGGUGGCGUGGCUAGGGGAAACUUCUUCUGGCUAUGGGGGCGGCACUCCUGGCAUUGGCAAUAGAUAUGUGGCAGGCAAUCUGUGA
Molecule: messenger RNA, 672 nt
Organism: Haliotis rubra (blacklip abalone)
Lineage: Eukaryota; Metazoa; Mollusca; Gastropoda; Lepetellida; Haliotidae
Product: heparanase-like
Exons: 5
Coding region: 52-672 (206 amino acids)
Cellular component (GO): extracellular matrix
Source: RefSeq, a predicted model, not a curated record